GUGAAUCCGCCAACGACGGGCAUCAUCCGCGAUCCAACCAGGUACCCCAACCAGACCGACAACAACAACAACAACAAUAACAACAGCGAACCAUCACGAACCCGCUUUGACCUUUUACACACCAUAUCGGCAAUCGUCGCUUCUGGGUCGUAUCUAAAGAAUUGCCAACCAAGAUACUGGAAAAAUGGCGAACGGAUGGAGUAUUAUCAUCGGCCUGGUGAUUGUCGCCGGCAUGUGUGUGGCCGCCUGGAUCUUUUCGCCCAAGGGUGAGAACCAAGUACUAUGGCGAUCGUCCCUCAUUCUUGCCUUCGUCAGCUGUUAUCUCAUGUGGGCUAUCACCUUCCUUGCGCAACUACAUCCCCUCAUCGAACCCAGACGUUCCGAUUUGCGCAAAGAAUACAUUCACCACUGAAGCGAAAUAUGACGGCGGCAAUGACAAUGACGUACACGACAAGAAGAUGGUGAGAGACGGGAACCACAUCGAGGCUAGAAAGACACCCACGUCUGGCAUAUGCUGGGCAAUAAUGAUGACCAGGAAAAUGGAAGAAGAAGGAUGGGGUGGCAGUUCCGGAAGACGAGACCUGGACUUGUGGCAUUGCUAAGGUUGUAUAAAUACCCCAACCAACACUUAUACACAUCAUCGGAGAAGGCGGGCAUGGCGUUAUUGGGCGGAAUAUGCAACUUUCAAAACCUUGGUGCAUCAUCAGAAACAUUGGGAAAGAGGGCCUUGAUGAGUUGGCUUCUACAACGGCAGACACUGUGUGGUCCGUCACCGUUCUGAAAGAUGAUAAGGCCGUUUGAGAAAUUUACAUUCAGUACAAUCGAUUCUUUGUUGCAUCGCUCUGCUCCUUUGACCAGACGACUGCAAAAUACA
This is a messenger RNA of Neurospora crassa OR74A, 874 nucleotides long. RefSeq names its product vacuolar ATPase subunit E (gene vma-9). Gene Ontology annotation, molecular function: proton-transporting ATPase activity, rotational mechanism. NCBI's taxonomy places the organism in Eukaryota, Fungi, Ascomycota, Sordariomycetes, Sordariales, Sordariaceae. Gene Ontology annotation, cellular component: vacuolar proton-transporting V-type ATPase, V0 domain. Bases 185 to 412 code for a protein of 75 amino acids. The transcript has 3 exons. The record is from RefSeq and is a predicted model, not a curated record. Gene Ontology annotation, biological process: vacuolar acidification; proton transmembrane transport.